Molecule: messenger RNA, 1207 nt
Organism: Pyrus x bretschneideri (Chinese white pear)
Lineage: Eukaryota; Viridiplantae; Streptophyta; Magnoliopsida; Rosales; Rosaceae
Product: isoaspartyl peptidase/L-asparaginase 1-like
Exons: 4
Coding region: 58-1023 (321 amino acids)
Molecular function (GO): hydrolase activity
Source: RefSeq, a predicted model, not a curated record
CUCACUUCACUUGAGUAUCUCAAAUCUGAAGAGAGAGAGAGAGAGAGAGAGAGAGAGAUGGGGUGGGCAAUAGCACUUCACGGCGGCGCAGGUGACAUCCCGCUCUCUCUUCCACCUGAGCGCCGCCUGCCUCGCGAGGCCGGCCUCCGCCACAGCCUCCACAUCGGCGUCGUAGCUCUCAAAGCCAACACCCCACCUUUGGACGUCGUUGAGCUUGUGGUUAGGGAGCUAGAGAACAUUCCACACUUCAAUGCUGGAAAGGGGUCAGUGCUAACCACAGAUGGCACAGUUGAAAUGGAAGCUUGCAUCAUGGAUGACAAAAAGAGAUGUGGAGCUGUUUCUGGACUCACCACUGUUGUCAAUCCCAUCUCUUUAGCACGAUUGGUCAUGGAGAAAACUCCUCACAUUUAUCUUGCUUUUGAUGGAGCAGAAGCCUUUGCUAGGGAACAGGGUGUUGAGACACUAGAUUCGAGUCAUUUCAUUACCCCGGAGAACGUAGAAAGGCUCAGUCAGGCAAAAGAAGCCAAGAGAGUUCAGAUUGAUUAUACACAACCCCUUCACAAAGAUGAGAAGAAAGAAACACCAGACGCUGAUGGUGAUAGUAAACUUGGGACUGUUGGAUGUGUGGCUGUUGAUAGUUUCGGAAAUUUAGCUUCUGCAACUUCCACUGGCGGAUUAGUCAACAAGAUGGUUGGCCGGAUUGGGGACACACCCAUCAUUGGUGCAGGGACAUAUGCCAACAAUCUCUGCGCAGUUUCUGCUACUGGCAAAGGCGAAGCAAUUAUUCGUGGCACAGUUGCAAGGGAUGUGGCAGCUCUUAUGGAGUUUAAAGGUGUUUCUCUCAAAGAAGCAGCAGCUUAUGUCGUGGAGGAGGGUACUCCAAAAGGCAAUGUAGGGCUGGUUGCUGUGUCUGCCGCAGGGGAAGUCACGAUGCCUUUCAAUACCACCGGUAUGUUUCGAGCUUGCGCUACUGAGGAUGGGUAUUCGGAGAUUGCAAUAUGGCCUAAUUCUGUGGAAAAUUGAGCGGAUAAGCAUUGACUAUGUGGUCUCAUUGCUUGAUUUACUGAAAUUGUAGAAUUGUCGUUUUCCACACCAUGAUGACUUACUUAAAUUGCGACAUUGUCUACUUUCAUGAGGUAUGACUAGCAAAUUCACCCUAUAAAAUGUUGUGAUUCUUGUGAAUUAGAUUAAUUAGUUACACGAUUAA